Messenger RNA from Neurospora crassa OR74A, 3700 nucleotides. RefSeq lists its product as hypothetical. The coding region runs from base 1110 to 3278 and encodes 722 amino acids. The transcript has 3 exons. The record is from RefSeq and is a predicted model, not a curated record. Lineage: Eukaryota; Fungi; Ascomycota; Sordariomycetes; Sordariales; Sordariaceae.
GCUGGCAAGCUAUGGAGGUAUCUUUCCAUUUGUCAGGUCGUUGGGUUGACAAAAUUUGCACCACCAAAUGCAGGUCCCGGGGCGUGGUGGAACCAAGAGGGUUCUAAGGUGUCCUUCUCACUUCGAGAAUCUUGGAAAUUCGAGAACCGGAUUCUGCCUGGUCCCUGAGAGCUACCAUUGGAGGCUUGUAUUCAGGCAAGCACCGCUGCGAGCGCAGUUGAUAUGAACGGCGGGGGUGCACGUGUCCAGCGUUCACCCGUCAGCCUGUCAAGACCUUCCUAUCACCAGCUUCUUGGCUUGCUACCCUUCUGGCUGCCCUCACUUUUCUGCGUCCUCACUUGGUGCUUUCUCGCCGUUCCAGUCAUAAGCAACCACACCCUCUCACCAAGUUGAACUGAGUGGACGUCUCUCCGACCAUCACUCCCCCUUGUCUCGAAGCAUCGUCUUUGGAGGCUUUUUGUUCCCCAAAUUUAUCGUUAGCUGGAUUCUGUUCUGACCUGUGUCUCGCGGCGUUACUUUAUCCAUCUCAAACGAGAAACAAGUCGCGGUACCUGUCAGUGGUUGAGCUCCCCCAGGUUGUCGGCUUGACUGAUACCUAACCCGACUGGCAGUAUCUUCUUCACUUGACUUCCAACUUCUUGUUACAAUCCACCACAAGGGCUGUUGCAGUCGUUGCCCGACCCACCUGAUCUAUCUCGCCUAUAGAAAUUAGGCCAUUCAUUAUUUCUACCUAAAGUGUCUGCGUUUCGGGAGCCACGAACCAGUUGCCGAGCCACUCUGCCUCAGUCAUUUUAUGCAGCUUCCCAAGAAAACACCCAAGCUCACGUUACUCAGGCUCUCUGUCAUACUAUAUGAGCCAAGGCCUUAUAUCGGCGCAUCUGCAUCAGCUUGGCCAUAAACUGGGGCCCAAGAACUUCUGAUUCUGUUACAUGCACAUCCUCCUCGGCUCUCUGCUGUCAUAAAUCUCAGCCUUCCAUCAGCCCACUCACAUUCAGGGCGUGUGCAUUAACAACGACAAGAGUACUGAAGCCGGCUCGUUCGCCGUUACCACGACCAACCUUGAAUCUCGUUUCUACACUCGAAGCUGGCAUGAGGCAGGCAUUGUCACCAUGGCUUCUCCAACAUCCGAGACAAAUGGGAAGGUCAAGGAGAUCUUCUACGGCUACAUGUAUGAUGAUCCGAAACCAGACGAAAUCCCGAUACCAAAACCAAAACCGUUGCUUGACGCCCUUCUGAGAGCUCUUGCUCUGCACAUUAUUAAUGACAUUGGAGAUAAAGACGAGAAGCAUUUAGCUCCUGCUAAGAUGGCGGCUUUUUACAAGCUUGCAGGUCAUGACUACGAUAGACUUUUUGUAAACAUGCCACCUCAGUCUAUCUCGUUCAUCUACCAAGUUCAAGGAUGCCAACAUAUACUUUUGCCCACCGAGGACGACUUUGCGGCCCCUUCGAUUCCGGCACUUACGGUUAAAGGCUUUGCGCGGUGGCAGGCCAUUCAGAUCCUGCUAGAGCCACAAACUCAUGUGCCGAUCGUUCAAUUUGCGGUCAAAAAUUGGUCUCUGAAGCAUCCUGAAUUUGGAACGGUGUUUCCGGAUGACUUACCGGCAACAGUUUUCCCCGUUGAUACCGAUCAAGACACCGACCUGUGGCACCAAAGUUGUGCGACAAAACUUCGUGCCGAGGCGACCACCAGAGAGGAACCGAAGGAAGAGAGAGAAGCGCCUGAGGCAGACCUUAAAGCGGAUGACUUCUCCGAUGCAAAGGUUCCGUUUUCACACGUCCGGCCCAAAGCGUCCGGAUCGCAGGAUUAUGAUUACUUCAAAACACGCUCCGGCCCUGUUCCCGUCUCUUACGUCCGUCCUCCUGAACGAACAGAUCGAUACGAUCCUCGAAGAUCUCCUGAACGGCCUAGGGAACCAGAGCGUGAAAGGACCAGUGAUAUCGAUCCAGAUCCUCUCGAUCAUGUUGGUCGAGGCCGCUAUGCCCCGCCACGGAAGGUCUUCCCGUCUGAGGAAGAGCGUACGAGCCGACGCCCCAGCUUCACUGACUACCCGCACAUCAUCCCCCAGGAGACUCAGUCAAUGCAGAUCCCACUUCGCACCGAUCGAAUUUCGGUUCCUCGCCGCCUCAGCCAACCCCGUCACUACACCAGCCCUUCCUCGUCAGAUGCAGAAGUCGAACCAGCAAGCUCGAGAUCAGGAAGACGCCACCACAGCCGAAGCAGUCGAGAUUCUCGAGAGCCGCCUCCCGUAUCAACCCGUCGCGUCUUCAACUCCGACGGUGUGCCCUCUUCUCGAGCGGCGGCCAUGGGCGGGCGCAGCAUCUCACCACGAUCCCACAGCUACUCGCGCAGGGAACCCCCGAUCGCGGUCGUCCCGGCGACUACCUCUUCACUAAGGGCGGACGACUCCAAGCGGAAGGGCAUAGGGUCCGGUAUCAAAGACAAGAUUUCCAAUCUUUUCCCGGGCGUUUCCAUUGUCGGCGACGAUCGACGAAGCCGAUCUAGGGGCCAGAAAGAUGACCGAGUUACUGGACCUGACAGAGCCGUGAGGGAGCUUUACCGCGACUCCAGACAUAAAUCAUAUUCCGACGAUGAAUCGGAUCUCACCGAGUCAGAGAACGAUGUCGACCGGCGACGCAGGGCAAAGAGGAGCAAGGAGAGCAGGAUUUUGGACCAAAGGGACAUGGACAGAGAGAGGGAGAGAGAUAUCCGGAUCAAGUCUCGCGACCGCGACCGAGAAAGAGACAGGGACCGUGACCACGACCGAGAUCGGGUUCGAGACCGAAGCACCAGAGACAGAGACAGAGAUCGCUACCGCGACCUAGACAGCGACGAGCUUGAACCUACUUCACGCAGGGACCGGGACCGAGAAAGAAGCCGUGGCAUUUCCACGGGCACCCUCCGUCGAGACCGCGAGCACCGCGAACGGCACACGGACCGCGACGACGAAGACGACGGCCUCGACCUGUCACACUCACCGCACAGCAGCCGCAGCGGCGGCCGGGGCCCAGGGGCACGAACAGCCAACGGUCCAUAUCUAGCACAGGCCGACCUCGAUAGGCGGACAGGUAGUCGGGCGGAUAUUGAUAGGCGGGAUUGGACGGGUGGUAGCGGCGGGUCGAUGCUCGGUGGUAGAGUAGACACCCAGGAUCGGUAUAGAGACUCUAGAGAUAGGGAACGUGAGAGGGAUAGGGAGGGAAGGUGGGGGUCGAGAGAUGAGAUGCGCUCGAGGGAACGGCCGUUGCAUAGGGAGAGGCUGUCUAGCCCGUCUUAUAGGUAAUGGGCAACACCUAGAAGUGAAGCCUUACAUGAAUUUUGGUCUAAGAGUGGGAGGGGAUUGGGUCGUUGGUUUUCCCGGUAUACAAGUUGUGGUGGAUCUUUGGAUACAUGGUGUGGGAGUUUGGAUACGUAGAUGUCUUGGAGAUGUAAUAAUGGGAUAAACGGGGUCCUCGGCUGGAAGGAUAGGUAUGAUGUGUGAAUGGGAAAUGCCCACAUGGCUGACAGAGGGUUUACUGCCUACCUACUCUGAUUGCUGGGGUGUUGGAAAGAUUCAUGCGUUUUCUUCUGUUCAGUUAAGCGAGUCAAGAAAAUUGAUACCUCGAUGAUGUUAUUAAUGCGAAAGAUAUAAUGUUUUGAUGUAGACGAGAACAGGCAACAGUCAUCAUGUGUCAACAGAAGAACAAUAAACAGGCAAUGAUCAAC